Penicillium subrubescens is the source of this 1350-nucleotide messenger RNA. RefSeq names its product FAD-binding oxidoreductase. Gene Ontology annotation, molecular function: FAD binding. Lineage: Eukaryota; Fungi; Ascomycota; Eurotiomycetes; Eurotiales; Aspergillaceae. The transcript has 4 exons. The coding region runs from base 1 to 1350 and encodes 449 amino acids. The record is from RefSeq and is a predicted model, not a curated record.
AUGACUGUCCCAGAACUUCCAAUCCUCUGGCGUGAUAAUGCCCCGCCUUGUGAAUACGAGGCGUGGCGAACUCGAACCUUCAAUUCCAAACGACCUGAUGAUCAGCCUCUUGCCAUUGUCAAACCCACCACUAUAGAUCACAUCGUGGCAGCGACGGCAUUGGCUAAUGAACAAAGUGCGAAGCUCGCUCUUCGAUCGGGUGGACACAGCCUUCAGUGCUGGUCUCUGCGCAAAGACUCGAUAUUGGUGGACUUAGAGAACUUCCGAUAUCUAGAGUUUGAUGGUGCCACGGGAGUUGCGUCAGUAUCCCCUAGCGUGACUUCCUCGGAAUUGUUGCUCUUCCUGGCGAAACAUCAGCGCUUUUUCCCCUCCGGCCAUUCCGGCGAAGUCGGGCUGGGAGGUUUUCUGCUACAGGGUGGAAUUGGACUGAACGCUAGGAGCUACGGAUAUGCCUGCGAGUACUUAACUGCUGUUGACGUUGUUACUGUAUCUGGGGAGGUCAAACACUGCUCUUCGGACGAGAAUGCGGAUUUGUAUUGGGCUGCAAGGGGUGCUGGGCCAGAAUUUCCAGCCAUCGUGACCAGGUUUCACCUGAACACACUGCCACUUCUUCCCACCGUCAAAAGAUGUACCUAUAUCUGGCCGGCCGUAUGCUAUGAGAUCGUCUUCAAAUGGGUGCUUGAGAUUCUCCCCACUCUAUCCGAUGACAUUGAACCAACUAUCUUCGGCUUGACCUUACCGAAUACGCCUAUUCCGGUCAUUGCCUUUCAUGCUCAUGUACAUGCAGAGUCGGACGAGUCGGCGAACGAAUUACUCAAACCUCUGCACCAGUCUCACCCGGCUGGUGCGAUGGUAGAGCAAGACUGUGUAGAUACAUCUGUGCAACAGGAAUUUGAGGCGGGCCAUGCAAUGAUGCCCCCGGGAGCAAGAUACUUCACCGACAGUGUCUUCCUCACGCAAGGAACCGACAUUGUUGAGGCCUGUCGCGAGAUGUUUACCAUACUUCCUGCGCACACGGCCGGGAGUAUAGCUUACUGGGAGCCAAUGAAACAGCGAACCAAGCUACCCGAGAUGGCUUGGUCUAUCCACAGCGAACAUUACGUCUCACUGAUGGCCAUUUAUGGGGAUCAGGAUCAGGAUCAUAAGCAGCAGACUUGGAUUUUGGAGUGUUUCAAGGAUAUGGACAGCAAAGGUUUGUUGUUGGGGACCUAUGUUGGGGAUGCCCAUCCUAAGGAUAGGCCACAUCACUACUGGAGCGACUCGGCCAAGGAGCGCAUCCAGAAAAUUGGAGCCCAGUGGGACCCUGAAGCCAGGCUUCGCGGUACUAUCUUCGCAGAGGACACUCUGUAA